Ficedula albicollis (Collared flycatcher) is the source of this 747-nucleotide messenger RNA. Its product is annotated as putative cuticle collagen 75. The transcript has a single exon. NCBI's taxonomy places the organism in Eukaryota, Metazoa, Chordata, Aves, Passeriformes, Muscicapidae. The record is from RefSeq and is a predicted model, not a curated record. The annotation marks the transcript as partial.
GGGAUAGUGGGGAUAAUGGGGAUAAUGGGGACAGUGGGGAUAGUGGGGAUAGUGGGGAGAGUGGGGAUAGUGGGGAUAAUGGGGAUAAUGGGGACAGUGGGGAUAGUGGGGAUAGUGGGGAGAGUGGGGAUAGUGGGGAUAAUGGGGAUAAUGGGGACAGUGGGGAUAGUGGGGAUAGUGGGGAGAGUGGGGAUAGUGGGGAUAAUGGGGAUAAUGGGGACAGUGGGGAUAGUGGGGAUAGUGGGGAGAGUGGGGAUAGUGGGGAUAAUGGGGAUAAUGGGGACAGUGGGGAUAGUGGGGAUAGUGGGGAGAGUGGGGAUAGUGGGGAUAAUGGGGAUAAUGGGGACAGUGGGGAUAGUGGGGAUAGUGGGGAGAGUGGGGAUAGUGGGGAUAAUGGGGAUAAUGGGGACAGUGGGGAUAGUGGGGAUAGUGGGGAGAGUGGGGAUAGUGGGGAUAAUGGGGAUAAUGGGGACAGUGGGGAUAGUGGGGAUAGUGGGGAGAGUGGGGAUAGUGGGGAUAAUGGGGAUAAUGGGGACAGUGGGGAUAGUGGGGAUAGUGGGGAGAGUGGGGAUAGUGGGGAUAAUGGGGAUAAUGGGGACAGUGGGGAUAGUGGGGAUAGUGGGGAGAGUGGGGAUAGUGGGGAUAAUGGGGAUAAUGGGGACAGUGGGGAUAGUGGGGAUAGUGGGGAGAGUGGGGAUAGUGGGGAUAAUGGGGAUAAUGGGGACAGUGGGGAUAGUGGGGAUAGUG